AUCGAACAACUUCGGACCAAGAUUGCAAGCCCGUACGAGCGAACCGGGGCGAUGUAUGAACUUGAAGUAGCCCUCUCAGCGGCUCGAAGGGUGGUAGCAUCGACAUCGGACGACCAUCCUAACCGCGCACGCUACUUAAAUAAUCUCGGGAACACGCUUCAUAAGCGGUACGAGCGAACAGGGGAGUUGCGCGACCUUGAAGAGGCCAUAUCAACUGCUCGACAGGCGGUGGCAUUGACACCAUGCGACCAUCCCAACCACGCAGCGUGGUUAAAUAACCUCGGGAACAAGCUUUCUAGCCGGUACGAGCGAACAGGGGAGUUGCGCGACCUAGAAGAGGCCAUUUUGACGGCUCGACAGUCGGUGGCAUUGACACCAGACGACGAUCCCGACCGCGCAGCAGGCCUAAAUGAUCUCGGGAUCACGCUUCAGAGCCGAUACGAGCGGACAGGGGAGUUGCGCGACCUUGAAGAGGCCAUCUCGACUACUCGACAGGCGAUAGCAUUGACACCACGCGACCAUCCCCACUACGUGGUGUUCUUGAACAAUCUCGGGACCAAGCUUAAUAGCCGGUACCAGCAGACAGGGGAGAUGCGCGACCUAGAUGAGGCCAUCUUGACGGCUCGACAGGCGGUGGCCACAACACCGGAUGGCCAUCACAACCGCGCGAUGUGCCUAAAUGGUCUCGGGAACGCGCUUCAGAGCCGAUACGGGCGGACAGGGGAGUUGCGCGACCUUGAAGAGGCCAUAUCGACUACUCGACAGGCGGUGGCAUUGACACCAUGCGACCAUCUCAACCGCGCGAUGUGGUUAAAUAACCUCGGGAACAAGCUUCAGAGCCGAUACGAGCGGACAGGGGAGUUGCGCGACCUAGAAGAGGCCAUCUUGACGGCUCGACAGGCGGUGGCCACAACACCGGAUGGCCAUCACAACCGCGCGGUGUGGUUGAGCAAUCUCGGGUACUAUCUUGAGAAGCGGUACGAGCGGACGGAGGAGAUGGGUGACCUAGAAGAGGCCAUCUCCACGGCUCGACGGGCGGUGGAAUUAAUACCAGGCGACCAUCCCAACCGCGCACAGUGCCUAAACAACCUUGGGAACACGCUUCAGAGCCGAUACGAGCGGACAGGGGAGUUGCGCGACCUUGAAGAGGCCAUCUCGACUACUCGACAGGCGGUAGCAUUGACACCACGCGACCAUCCCAAUCGCGCAAGCAGGUUGAACAACCUCGGGCACGCGCUUCAGAAGCGGUACGGGCGGAUGGGGGAGAUACACAACCUUGAAGAGGCUAUCUUGACGAUACGACAGGCGGUCGCAUCGGCACCAGGCGACCAUCCCGAUCGCGCAGGCUAUUUGAAUAAUCUUGGCAAUACACUUGAGAAGCGAUACGAACGGAUGGGGGCGAUACACAACCUUGAAGAGGCUAUCUUGUCGAUACGACAGGCGGUGGCAUCGGUACCAGGCGACCAUCCCGAUCGCGCAGGCUAUUUGAAUAAUCUUGGGGAUAUACUUGAAAACCGGUACUACCUGACGGGGGAGAUGCACAACCUUGAAGAGGCAAUCUCGAUGGCUCGACAGGCAGUAGCAUUAUCACCAGACGACCAUCCCGACCGCAGAGGCUACUUAAAUACUCUCGGGAACACGCUUCAGAGCAGAUACGAGCGGACGAAGGAGAUACGCGACGUUGAAGAGGCCAUGUUAAGGGUUCGACAGGCGGUGGCAUUGACACCAUGCGACCAUCCCAACUACGCAUUGUACUUAAGCAAUCUCGGGUACAUUCUUGGGAAGCGGUACGAGCGGACGGAGGAGAUGGGUGACCAAGCAGAGGCCAUCUCCACGGCUCGACGGGCGGUGGAAUUAAUACCAGGCGACCAUCCCGACCGCGUACCGUGCCUAAACAACCUCGGAAUGCAUCUAGUCAACCGGUACUCACGGACUGAAGCGAUUACAGACCUCGAGGAAGCUAAGGAAUGCUUCACUACUGCCUUACGUCACUCCGCCGCCGCUAUAAGCAGGCGUGUCGCAGCCGGCCGCCAUCUACUGUCAUCCCCAGCCAUACUUCAAGAUCAACAAGCAUACGCCAUUGCCAAAACAACAAUCGACUUGAUUCCCUUAUUAACGCCCCGUUCUCUGCAGAACUCAGACAAGCGGCAUCUCCUCUCCACGGCUGUCGGACUGUCGUCGGACGCGGCAGCCAUUGCCCUACAUGCCAGCAGAGGCCCUGCUGCUGCUAUCGAACUGCUUGAGACUGGUCGUGGUCAUCCUGACCUGGCGCGUUCCUUUAUCGACCUGCGAGAUCAACUAGACGCGCCACCAUCGGCGGACUCCCUCGCUGCAGUCGAGCGCCCCACUGCGGCCGCAGAGACGGAAGGCCAUCAGCGCCGCGAUGCUGGGCCCCAGCUUGCCCGUCUCCUUGAGAUAAUCCGUUCCAAGGCCGAUUUUGAGCGAUUCCUGCUCUCCGCGUCGGAAGCCGAUAUUCUGGAGGCUGCACGGCCCGGCCCGAUUAUUGUCCUGAAUGUGAGCUCAUAUCGCUGUGAUGCCUUACUCAUUGAGCAGUCCAGCAUCCGACUGCUGGAGCUGCCGCACCUCUCCCGAGACACCUUCAACGACCAUGUCCAGGAACUUGGGACUCUCGACACGCUUGGAUGGCUCUGGGAUGCCAUCGUCUGUCCUGUUCUUAAUGCUUUAGGCUUUACUGGGACUCCUUCGGACGGCCAGUGGCCGCACGUGUGGUGGGUUCCCACCGGCGCCCUGACCCGAUUUCCACUCCAUGCAGCGGGACACCAUCUGAGACGCACUGGCGAGACGGCGCUGGACAGGGUCGUGUCAUCCUACGCCUCGUCCGUCAAGGCAAUCAUACAUAGUCGACGACGGCCACAUCGAGCACCGGCAGCUGGGGAGUCCCGAAAUGCCGUUGUCGUUGCCAUGCAGGACACGCCAAACUGGAACCCGCUCGAGUAUGCGCGCGACGAGGUCGAUGCGGUAGUAGCUAUUUGCGAAUCAAUGGGACUGCCGCACGACCGGCCCCGCCCAUACAAGACCGACGUCUCAUCGGCCUUACAGGCAUGCACGGUGUUCCACUUCGCCGGCCACGGCAGCACGCAUCCCACAGAACCGCUACAGAGCAAGUUACUUCUUAAUGAUUGGGAUCGGGAGCCAUUCACUGUGGCAAGUCUCCUGGAGACUAACCUCACGUCGGAGCCGCCAUUCCUUGCCUAUCUCUCGGCAUGUGGGACUGGUGAGAUCCUGGAUGAGGGGUCUGUUGACGAGAGCAUCCAUUUAGCCAAUGCUUGCCAGCUGGCAGGGUUCCGUCACGUAGUCGGCACACUUUGGAGCGUCGAUGAUAAAUUAUGUGUGGACAUGGCGAGAAUGACAUACGAGUUUCUGCGGGAUGAAGGGAUGAGAGACGAAUCGAUAAGCCGUGGGCUUCACCGGGUGAGCAGGACGCUUCGAGACCGGUGGGUGAGCGGGGAGGAUGCCGGGGGCGCAUUGUCACAGUCGUUGGGAACGGAGAGGGACGCUGAAUUAAGAGAGAGGUCGGGGCCACGGCCGUCCUGGGUUCCUUAUGUCCACUUCGGCGUUUGAUAUUCAAGUUAUAC
Messenger RNA from Ilyonectria robusta, 3596 nucleotides. RefSeq names its product CHAT domain-containing protein. The transcript has 2 exons. Gene Ontology annotation, molecular function: protein binding. The record is from RefSeq and is a predicted model, not a curated record. Bases 52 to 3582 code for a protein of 1176 amino acids. Lineage: Eukaryota; Fungi; Ascomycota; Sordariomycetes; Hypocreales; Nectriaceae.